Salpingoeca rosetta is the source of this 1040-nucleotide messenger RNA. Its product is annotated as 40S ribosomal protein S3a-1. Bases 87 to 875 code for a protein of 262 amino acids. Gene Ontology annotation, cellular component: cytosol; ribosome. Gene Ontology annotation, molecular function: structural constituent of ribosome. The record is from RefSeq and is a predicted model, not a curated record. NCBI's taxonomy places the organism in Eukaryota, Choanoflagellata, Craspedida, Salpingoecidae. Gene Ontology annotation, biological process: translation. The transcript has 5 exons.
GGUCUGUGCUCUCGCUCGUGUGCGUGCUUGUGCUGUGCCUUUUUCCUCUCUCACACGCGGCUUCCACGAGAUCCACACCGGCAGACAUGGCGAUUGGCAAGAACAAGCGUCUUACCAAGGGUAAGAAGGGCUCCAAGAAGAAGGUCGUCGACGUCUUCACCAAGAAGGAGUGGUAUGACGUGAAGGCCCCCGCGUACUUCAACAACCGCCAGCUCGGCAAGACGCUCGUCACCCGCUCUGUUGGUACCAAGCUCGCUGCCGACGGUCUUCGCGGCCGUGUGUUCGAGGUUGCCCUCGGUGACCUGAACGGCGAUGACAACACCUUCCGCAAGGUCCGCUUUGUCUGCGAGGACGUGUACGAGCGCGACCUCCUCCUCAACUUCCACGGCAUGGACCUCACCGCCGACAAGAAGCGCAGCCUCGUCAAGAAGUGGCAGACGAUGAUCCAGGCCUUUGUUGAUGUGAAGACGACGGACGGUUACGUUCUCCGUGUGUUCUGCAUUGGUUUCACCAAGAGGCAGAAGCACUCCACCAAGAAGACGGCAUACGCACAAACCUCCCAGAUCAAGGCCAUCCGCCAGAAGAUGCGCGAUGUUGUCCAGAACGAGGCCUCCACCUGCGACCUCAAGCAGCUUGUUGGCCGCCUCAUCACAGAGGAGAUGGGCCGCGAGAUUGAGAAGGCCGUCAAGAGCAUCUACCCCCUGCACAACGUCUUCCUGAAGAAGGUCAAGGUGCUCAAGAAGCCCCGCGCCGACACAGCCAAGCUCUACGAGCUCCACGGCAUCCUCUCCAGCAAGAAGAAGGCCGGCAAGAAGGCCGCCAAGGCCAAGGCCAAGACCGGCUUUGUUGAGCCCAAGCCCCUCACCUCCGUCUGAGUCACGCCCGCUUGCUUCUCUUGUGUGUGUGUCUUGUGCCUGUGUGAGACUCGAAUGGAAGGUGGUGUGAUGAUUGCUACGCCCGUUGUUGGUGUUGUUGCCGUUGUUGUUGGUGUUCGCAGCAGCUGCAGCCAGCAUCAAAAGUGAAUAAACCCAAUCAAUCGG